AUGUCUCAUUCUAACUUAUCCGCUUAUUCAAUUUCUAAUCCUAUUCCUAAUCCUGAUUCUUCAAUUUCUAAUCCUAUUCCUAAUCCCGAUUCUUCAAUUUCUAAUCCUAUUCCUAAUCCCGAUUCUUCAAUUCCGAAUCCUAUUCCUCACCCCGUUCAUUCAAUUCCGAAUCCUAUUCCUCAUCCCGUUCAUUCAAUUAUUGAUCCCGAUUCUUUAAUUAUUGAUCCUACUUUAAUUUUUGAUUCUAAUUCUCCAAUUCUUGAUCCUCAAAAUGAAGAGAUUCAUGAAAGUUAUUCCGAUGAUGACAUUAAUAUUAAAAACAAUACAAAAAAUUCAAAAAAUUCAAAAAAAAGAUCACCAAUUCACGACUAUCUGGAUGAAACUGAUGACGGUCUUCGCGUUUGUAAAAUAUGUAAUAGCGACCCUGAUAUUGAUAAACCUA
This is a messenger RNA of Ambispora leptoticha, 442 nucleotides long. Lineage: Eukaryota; Fungi; Glomeromycota; Glomeromycetes; Archaeosporales; Ambisporaceae. The record is from the annotation of a GenBank genome assembly.